Messenger RNA from Nicotiana tabacum (common tobacco), 884 nucleotides. NCBI's taxonomy places the organism in Eukaryota, Viridiplantae, Streptophyta, Magnoliopsida, Solanales, Solanaceae. The record is from RefSeq and is a predicted model, not a curated record.
UCCAGGCUCCUUACUACAGUUUAUAGGAGACUGUUGAGUGCUAGUUUAUCUUCAAAUGUGUCGUAGCUAUGUUGACUUUCUGUCGGAGGAAAGCUAUCUCCUUUGGCAACAAUAUUUUUUUAACUCAAUCAAGAACCACAGUAAAAUUAGUAGACUACAUUUUAUCUUCAAAAGGUGUUUGAUGUUUUUUUUGGGGGGAGGGGAGGGAGAGGAGGCAUGGUUGGCCUCAUAGAUCAAGAGAAUCAUAAUUCUGAUCGCAUAAGCAACCAACCUUGAAAGUGCUUGUAACCUUAUAAAGCAGCACCUCAGCUAACAGACAAAGUUUGUGAUACAAGCAAACGAUAAAGUAUGAAACAGAAUAGCUUCAUUUGGCAGCCUUCUGUUUCUUCGUAGCCAUUCCAUUUUUGAUUCAGCUUCCGCUCUACUCUCUUGUUGGCUUGUUGCUCAUGAAAUCCCCCUUUAUAAAUUCCGAUCUCUACGUACCAUUUCUGUUGCCCUGUACAGAAGUAAAGAAUUCAUAUAGACAGAGAAAGAGAGUGCUGCUUUAUAGAUUGAUAACAUUAACACAGAGGAAGGAGAGGGAAGAUGUCGGAUUGGGGUCCGGUGUUUGUAGCGGUGGUGCUGUUCGUGCUGUUAUCGCCAGGUUUGCUGAUUCAGGCGCCGGGUCGCAACCGAUUCGUUGAGUUCAGCAACUUUCAAACAAGUGGGGUGUCCAUACUGGUUCACUCUGUUGUCUACUUCGCCCUCAUGUGUAUCUUCCUAUUAGCCAUUGGAGUCCACUUAUAUAUGGGUUCCUAGUAGUUAGCGCAUCUUUUCAUCGAGCUGGUUGAAUGGCGGACUGGGGACCAGUGAUCAUUGGGGUGGUACUCUUCAUACUGCUGCAG